Molecule: messenger RNA, 3984 nt
Organism: Aplysia californica (California sea hare)
Lineage: Eukaryota; Metazoa; Mollusca; Gastropoda; Aplysiida; Aplysiidae
Product: 26S proteasome non-ATPase regulatory subunit 5
Exons: 8
Coding region: 35-1543 (502 amino acids)
Biological process (GO): proteasome assembly
Cellular component (GO): cytosol
Source: RefSeq, a predicted model, not a curated record
AGUUUCACUAGAUCGGUUACCAAGUUUGAACAACAUGGCCGCUGAAACAGCUAUUGCUGAUCUUGUGAACCGACUUGAAGCAACAAACAACAAAACUGAAGCUUUAGAAGAGCUCAAGACUGUAAUUUGUGCUGUGCCACCAUCAGAACUAAGAAAUGUGUUGCCGAAUAUUUCAGUAACUAAUGUGUUUAAUUGUUUGAACACAUCAAAUAAAAAGGAGCAGGAGGCAUGCGGGGAGGUUUUGGACAGAAUGUUGUCUACCCUGAGUGCCCCCGUAGUCCUGGAGCACUUCCACUCACACAUUCUGACUUGGCUGAACUUGCCAGACGAGCGAGUGCAAGUGUUGUGUUUGCCUUUGUUAACGAGACUGAGCCGCGAUGCCCCGGAGAGCUUGUGUCAGCACACUGACCUGGUUCUGGCAGUCGUAAGUCUUCUCACUGCCGACAGUUUGGAUAUUGGACCCGCGGCUGCGGCCAUUCUCACACACAUGGGGAGAAACCCGAGUGGCCUUCAAGUAUUAUUCAAUGAGCAAACAGUACAGCACCUGAGAGCUGCCAUGCAGAGGACCGACACCUGUCGGUUCCGCGUCUACCAGAUUGCCACAGACCUCAGCAUGCUGGCGCCGGCGGCUCUCGACGCCUGCGUCUCCUCGGGCGUGCUGCAGCAGCUGAUCAACGAGAUGCAGAAAGACGACAUCCUGGUACAGCUCAACGCCAUCGAGCUCCUCUCCGACCUGGCGCAGUCCCCGCACGGCCUCGUCUUCCUGGACCAGCACGGCAUCGUGGGAAAGCUGGAAGAGAUGAUGGUCGGCGUCAGUGACAAUCCAAUGUCUGGUCUUCUCUUACCAGGUCUCAUAAAAUUUUUUGGAGGUCUCGCCAGACAUCAUCCAAAAGAGGUUCUCUCCAAAUUUGACAAUUUCGUUCGCUUGGUCCUGAUGAACGUGUGUGGAGGGGACGCCAGUCUUCAGGGGGUCUCCGUGGACACUUUGGCUUUUAUCUCUUCCACGCCGGAGGGGAAACUGGCCCUGGAAAAACUUGGGAACCCCAUGACUGAGUGCAUACAAGGGAUUGGCUCCUUGAUUCAGACAGGAUCAUCGGAGCUGAAGGUCCGAGCUCUGCGUGCCAUGUCCAGUAUUGUUUAUUUACAGGUCGAGCAUCAGACGGUGGAACUGCUGACCUUGACAGAGCGUUGGUUCGGCACCUCCAUGUCGCUUCCGUUUGACUCGGUGUGGUCGAUAGCCCAGCAGCCGUUCUCCGACCUCCGGAUCCCCGCCCUCCACCUCCUGCAAAGCGUGGCGCUGUGCCCGUGGGGGCAGAAGCUCAUGAACAAUUGCCCCGGCUUCCGGGAGUACGUCCUGGACAGAGCCACGGAGAACACCAAGGAGGGAAAAGAUGAGAAGUUUGAGCUGGUUCGGAUCCUGGCCCAUUCUCCGACGGCCGUUGAGAUUUUGGGGCGGCCGUAUCAUGUGAAGUUGAUGGAGUAUUUCAACCAAGGCCCAUUUUUUGUCUUGGCGCAGUCGGAGGUGGCUUUGGAGGGAGAAUGAACGUACGGAAUCAAAAGUUAAACCAGAUGAUGUUGACAGUUUUUUGGGGUAACAGGGAGUGAAAGAGGGUAAUGUUUGUUCUUUGAAGAAUGAAAGUUUUUUUUGGGGGGGGGUUUGGUUUUUGAAAGAGAGAAAGUGGUGAAAUGUGAAAUAGAGCUUGGGCUUCACAUACACGAAUGCUCUAACUAAACUCUUUGUUUGUCCGUACCGACAGUGGGUGGUGUCUUUGAAGAUGUCAGUGAAUUGUUCGUGCAAGUCGAAACCAGUACUGUUUGUUUUAGUGAAAAUGAAGUGCCGGUACCAAAGUGUCAUUCCAGUCUGUGAUAUUCUGCAGAAAAUUUGAAUGGUUUGCAUGGUUGCUGAUUGUGCCGUCUGGAAUGAUUUCUCCUUUGUUGCUGUGCUUCUAUUCUGUCUCCAGGUGUCUGUUCUAUCUCAACAUUGCUAGAUGUAAACUUAAAGUGAAACUCGAAUAUAAUGAAGGUUGUCCUUGUUUAUGAGUUAACUCUUUGAACCUCAUCGGAAGCUGGGAGCGUCCAGUACUAGUGACAACCAUUUCGUUUUACUUAAGGCUAGUUUUUGUUUUUUUUUGGCACUAUUCCCGAACCAAGUUUUUUAAUAAUGACUAAGCCUUUGUUUCCGCUAUUUAGAAGUUGGAGGCAAACUGUUGGGGCUAUAAUGAGACACAGUGCACUAGGUUCAGGUGAUUAGAAAAAAAUUCCGAGAAAACGGUGGAAAAAACUCAGGGGGCUUAAAGAGUUAAAGCUUUACCGGCUAGUGACAUUUCAAAUUGAAUCGAAACUUGGGGAAAAAUGUAUGGAAAUACGGUUAUAAUGAAUGUUUUACCCUUGGAAACAAAUUAAAAGUACAAAGCUAUUACAAUAAAUUUUUCAGCAAGACAUAAAUUAAUGUUGUUUUUAUAAAUGUUUAAAUUCUUCAUUACUUUCAUUUUCCUUUUCAUUGAGUAAGUUUUGUUAAGUACAUGAAUGGUGAGAGUUCAAAAUAUGGGAGAGAGACUUCAAAGUGAGACUUUCACACUGUCACAAGUUUCAGAUUAUAACUGGUAGGGGUAAGCGAGAUAUUUUCAAGAAAGAUGCCUUUGUUUUAUCCUUUGUUUUCCUGUGACACUUAACAGUAUCAGAACUUGUGAGCUUGUUUUUUCCAUGGUUUGAAUCUUUUUCUGCUUUAGUCGUUUUUAUUCCUUUGUGCAGAUGAUCUUACGAUGUUGUGGUCAGUUUUUAUUAUAUCUUUAUCAUACGAUCUUCCUCCUUCUCUUCCCCCUCAAUCUAAAGAGAAUGAAUGUUGUGGCCUUAUAAAACUUAUUGCACCAUAAGUCUACCGUGUAGAUCUAUCUAUCUGUUCAUGCAAAAACUGUUCAGUCACCAAGAUUGUAGAUUUUCUACUUUCUGUCUGCAAAAGAAACAAGAUUGUGUAUGUAAAGAGGUCAAUUUAAUGCUUUUGAUCUUUGUCAAGAGAAAAAUUAAGCUUUGAUCCUAAACUUAUUAGUAGAUUUUCUGUUCUUUCUGUCUGCAAAAGAUUCAAGAUUGUAUGCUAAGAGGCCAAUUUAUUAAUGCUUUGAUAAGUGUCAAGAGAAAAAAUUAAGCCUUGAUUCUAUACUUGUUUGUAGAUUUUCCUGCUUUCUGUCUGCAAAAGAAGCAAGAUUGUAUACAAAGUGGCCGAUUUAAUGCUUUGAUCUUUGUCGAGAGAAAAAUGAAGCAUUGAUUCUAUACAUAGUUGUAUUACUGUUACUGUUCGUGAUAUUAUUACAUUGUUAAGGGUAACAAUUGCCUGGUGUGUUCUGCUAUACGCCUACUGAGAUUUGUGUUAACAGACGUACUUUUGUUUUGCUUGUUCUGUUUUGAGGUUGUUAUUUUUUUUUCUUAAAGACUUUUAACGCUUUAUUUGUGUGCUGUUGGGGUUUGCAGGAAUUAGUUUUUGUGUUGCAGUAUUUGGGUUUUUGUUUGUUUGUUUUGUUUAAUGUAUUAUUUUUAUCUUAUUUGUUAUUAAGAAUUUUUUUUCUAGAAAGAGAGUUCACUUGCAAUAAUUUUAUAAUUUUAUACUGUUUUAGUACUAGAUCUAGUAUAUAAAUUCUCCUUUUGACAAAUUACUAGAAGUUCUAGGUCGCAUUUUUCUUCCCGUUUAACAUUAACACUUUAACUUCAAAUUAAGAGUUAUUUUUUGUAGAUUUUUCGAGUUACUAGUUAUAUUAUAUCUUUAACCUUAACAUUUUUUAUUACUAGUUACUUUUACCUUCUUUUAUUCUUUUAUUGCGUGUUAUAUUUUGGUUGGCCGUAAUGUAAGUAAUAAAUGUUUCAUGAUUCAUCGUGAUAUUGAAAAUUGUAAUAGAUUUCCGUUCCUUUUGUCCCGACCCAGUUCAUUUUCACUUUCACCCACCAUUGCUUGAAAUUAAAGAAUGCGAUCUGAAUGCUGUAUUUCAUAUGAAA